This is a messenger RNA of Parasteatoda tepidariorum (common house spider), 1094 nucleotides long. Its product is annotated as ERI1 exoribonuclease 3-like. The record is from RefSeq and is a predicted model, not a curated record. NCBI's taxonomy places the organism in Eukaryota, Metazoa, Arthropoda, Arachnida, Araneae, Theridiidae. Gene Ontology annotation, molecular function: nucleic acid binding; 3'-5'-RNA exonuclease activity.
CCUUUAGCUUAGCAGAAAUAGGUAGUUAAAGGCGUUUAAAGUUAUUAAAUAAGUAAACAACACUUUUAGUUCGUUUUCAUUUCGAAAAUUUUUUGGAAGAAGAAAUGAAAGUGUUCAAGUUCUUUUUUAAUAAAUUUAAGCGUUAAAUCAAACGUGUGAAAUAGCAACACACUGAUUUUUUUAUUUUCAGAAUCUGGCUGCAUUGACAAAGUUUAAAUUUUAAAAAAAUAUGUUUUCGCGAUUAGGUUUAUGUGCAAGAUCAAAUUGCAGCUAUAUAAUUUAUCGUAACAUAAAUUAUCGCUCCAAAGCUCGAUUCAAAAAACCAUUUCUAAGAAAUGAAAAUCAAGAAUUUAAAAUUCACAAACCGAAAAGGACUUUCCCUUUGUUUAUUGAUCAACAUUUGAAACUGGCACCCAAAGUUAAGAGUAUGCCAGAGCAAAAAUUUGAUUUUUUCCUAGUUUUAGAUUUCGAAGCAACAUGUGACUCUCCUGUAAAUGUGGAACCGCCCGAAAUUAUUGAAUUUCCAGUUUUAAAAGUAAAUGGAAAUACUUUCAACAUAGAAUCAACUUUUCAUUCCUAUGUCAAACCAGAAAUAAAUCCUGAGCUAUCAUCUUUCUGUACUGAAUUAACAGGCAUAAUUCAAGGUAUGAUUGAUGACCAACCUUCAUUCAAAGUUGUUUUUGAAAAAUUUUUAGAUUGGAUGAAGAAAGAAAAUCUCUUAAUGCCAGAUGUUAAAUUUGCUUUCGUAACAUGUGGUGAUCCUGAUCUUGAUUACCUCUUACCAGUACAGGGCCAGAUAUCGAAAUUCGAAGUGCCAGAUUACAUGCAACGAUGGAUUAAUAUAAAAAGAAGCUUUUGUGAAAUUGAACCUUAUACAUGGCCUGAUAAUUUAUCUAAAAUGCUGCAAUAUUGUGAAUUAGAGCCUCAAGGAGAACUUCAUUCUGGUCUUGAUGAUUCCAAAAAUGUUGCAAGGGUACUGAAAGACUUAGCUGAAAGGGGACUUGUUUUUAAUUUUAAUGGUUGUAAGAAGACAUGAUUGUAUAUGUAGUGUUAGAAAAAAAAUAUAAACAUUGAUAAAAUUUAUUUCUGUACUA